AUGAGGCAAAGACUGACCAUAUUCAAUUCUGGAUCAUCACAUGAUGACGUGAUUCAGAACCUCAGCGCGACAAAUUUCAAAUUAGUUGCACCUUCAUGGGAACAACGAUUUUCCAUUGAGAAUAAAUACACCAUACCUAUCCCAACGCCACUUCAAUAUAUUCGCCAAUUACGUAUUCAGUCAAAGAGGCUGUACAAUGAUGUGGAUCCUAUAUUCCCAUUCGAUUUUACUACAGGGUUGAAUAUUUAUGUGUUGCCGAAAAACACCGUCAAUGAUGAUGAUGACAGCGAAUUCUUUAAUGAAUUGAGUAGUGUGGUAAAGGCGGUGGUGAAUUUGGAUAUCAAUGCAUCUGAAUGGACUAAUUCCGUCAACUCGUUAUAUUAUUACAGUUCCCAACCAGCGCAAUUACAACCACAAUCGCCGUGGCUUGGGCAUACUAGCAUACAAGAUUAUGAUUCCACGUUCGAUUUAGUGUACAAUGCAGAUGAGUCCUUGAAACAAGUGAUAUUACGUCAAUUGGUGACUAAUGUUACUGAAGUUGAAUAUGACUUGAAACUUGGUGAAUAUAAAGAGAUUGGAUUGUUUUUAAACGAUGUCAAGGUAUCUCAAACCAAAGACGAUGUUGUGUUGAGUGGGUUGCGAGUGAUUUUGGAUGGACAAAGUGAACCACAAGAUCAAGUGGGUGACAAGAAUAUCCACAAGACAUUGUUUCAUUUAAAGCCUAGACAUAGGUACUUACCAGGGUCAGUAUCAUCUACGAUAGCACCACAAGGAUUACAUCCAGUAUUAUCAACCACUGUCUCAACGGAAAAUGACUUGGCUUCUACAAUCAAUCAUGAGAUUAUUGGAGUCGAUGAGGACGUAGAGGUUUGCAAUAGUUAUUAUUACCUCAAUUUGAAUAAAUCGUUGAUAUUUGACGAGUAUCAAAAUGUUCCACUAAAUACAACUUUGCUUGUCAAUAAUGGCGUUUCAAAUUUGGAAUUACCAGAGUAUAAAAUAGACCAAUGGGGAAGUGAAUUAUUGUUUCAAAUAAACAGGGGAAACGAGGCCUAUGAAGAUGCAUCAUCACCAGCUAGGUUUGGUUUAAACUUGACAUUGCACUCGCGAUAUCAAUUACCCAAUAAUAGUGAUACGGCCGCACCUUUUACUCAAAUUAUAACCCCACAACCACAAUUUUUUAUUGCUUGUAAAGUGAAGGAGGGCCAUUUGUUGAACAAGUCACCAUUUGAUUCCAAAAGAUUGAACUUUUUGGGAAACAAUUAUGAAUCUUACUUCCAAAAUGAUACAGUGUUUUAUCACUUUAACGAAUUAGGCAGUAUCAAUCAUUUAUCGGUGGAUAUACCCCACGGAACAACAACGUUUGAUCGUGUAAAUUCAAUAACCACAUUUACAAUAAUCAUUGGUAUUGGCAUUAUAUUUUGGGCCAUUUUGCAAAAACUAACCAGACCAAGAGCAACUACAGCCAUUAACCAAAAAUCUAAAACUGAAUAA
Messenger RNA from Lodderomyces margitis, 1491 nucleotides. RefSeq lists its product as uncharacterized. Gene Ontology annotation, molecular function: mannosyltransferase activity. The record is from RefSeq and is a predicted model, not a curated record. Gene Ontology annotation, cellular component: endoplasmic reticulum membrane; glycosylphosphatidylinositol-mannosyltransferase I complex. Lineage: Eukaryota; Fungi; Ascomycota; Pichiomycetes; Serinales; Debaryomycetaceae. The coding region runs from base 1 to 1491 and encodes 496 amino acids. The transcript has a single exon. Gene Ontology annotation, biological process: GPI anchor biosynthetic process; protein processing.